ACAAAUCUCCUCAGUCCUCACACAGCACAAACGACGUCGUUUUCUCUUGGCACCGUUUCUUCACUAGUUUCUUGCCGCCGUGAGAAACUCGAUGGCGAGGAGGCGCGAGAGACGUUCAUCGGCGACGGAGGAUUCGGAACGGCGGAAGAAACGAGACGAUUCAAAAUCUCAUGAUGGCCAAGUCGGAGAACCAAACUCAGAUCGGAGGCUCAUCACCAUUUUCGUCGUCUUCUUCAUCGUCAUUCCCGUCGUUUCGAUGAUCGUGUACAAAGUCAAAUUCGCUCAUCGACUCAUCCAAACGGAAUCAUCAUCAAUACGUCAAAAGGGGAUUAUUAAAACUGAUAUUCAUUUCCAAGAAAUCCUCACUGAACAUUCCAAGUCUUCAGAUAAUUCAUCAAAUAGGCACUAUGAUUAUCCAGUGUUAGCUUACAUUACGCCAUGGAACUCUAAAGGCUAUGAUAUCGCAAAGAUAUUCAACUCCAAGUUUACACAUUUAUCACCGGUAUGGUACGACCUAAAGAGUAGCCAAGGAUCUGGGUUGGUUUUGGAAGGGAGACAUAAUGCUGAUAAGGGAUGGAUCCAGGAGCUUCGAUCGAGAGGAAAUGCGAUGAUAUUACCAAGAGUUGUUCUAGAAGCAAUUCCUGGGGAGCUGCUUAGGAAAAAGAAACUAAGGAAGAAAGCUAUUGACCUUAUUGUCGCAGAAUGCAAGGAAAUGGAAUAUGAUGGUGUCGUGCUAGAGUCUUGGUCAAGAUGGGCAGCUUAUGGCGUUCUGCAUGACCCGGAGAUGCGGAAAAUGUCACUGCAAUUCGUAAAACAACUUGGAGACGCCCUUCACUCCACGAGCUCACCAAGAAAUGAGCAUAUGCAGUUCAUGUAUGUCAUUGGUCCACCUCGUUCAGAGAAGCUCCAAAUGUACGAUUUUGGGCCAGAAGAUCUUCAGUUCUUGAAAGAUUCAGUUGAUGGGUUCUCUCUUAUGACCUAUGAUUUCUCAAAUUCCCAGAACCCUGGCCCUAAUGCUCCUCUCAAGUGGAUAGAUCUCACCCUCAAGCUCCUACUUGGUUCAUCCGACAACAUAGAUUCAAACCUGGCCAGAAAAGUUCUUCUUGGUCUCAACUUUUACGGCAACGAUUUCUCAAUCUCUGGAGAUUCAGGAGGCGGAGGAGCAAUCACCGGAAGGGAUUACCUCGCAUUACUCCAGAAACACAAGCCAACUUUUCAUUGGGAUAAAGAGAGCGGCGAGCAUCUUUUCAUGUAUAGAGAUGAUAAGAACAUCAAGCAUGCUGUUUUCUAUCCUACAUUGAUGUCAAUCCUUCUACGGCUUGAGAAUGCUCGUCUCUGGGGUAUCGGCAUUUCCAUCUGGGAGAUCGGACAAGGUUUAGAUUAUUUCUUUGAGCUAUUGUAAAUUUAUUACAUUUGAAUCCUCUUCUGCGAUCACUUAAUGUUUGAGUUCGUCUUCUUUGUUAACUUAAAACAACUGCUGAGAAAUGGCACGGAAGCUCUGUAAACUACUA
Messenger RNA from Eutrema salsugineum, 1511 nucleotides. RefSeq names its product chitinase domain-containing protein 1. The transcript has 8 exons. Lineage: Eukaryota; Viridiplantae; Streptophyta; Magnoliopsida; Brassicales; Brassicaceae. Gene Ontology annotation, biological process: carbohydrate metabolic process. Bases 92 to 1402 code for a protein of 436 amino acids. Gene Ontology annotation, molecular function: oligosaccharide binding; chitin binding. The record is from RefSeq and is a predicted model, not a curated record. Gene Ontology annotation, cellular component: extracellular region.